AUUUCCAGCGGAACAUGAAGGUAAGGAGCGCUGGAUGAUGGGGAGGAGGGCGGCUUGGUAAUGGUGCUGCCCAGCGCUACAUGACACCGAACGGGUGUUCUUACACGCAAGUCUUGAUCUUACAGAGCAGCUGGCAUCAUUGGACAUGGUGUUUUUUAAGUGCACUCCACUCCGCAACCCGUGACCUUCAACCUACUGCAGCGGGGAAAGCCUGGCAGUGAGCGCUCAAAAAAGCAAGGAGUCUCCAUUCAUCCUCUGUUCAAUCCCACUCAUAUGCCAUGUUGCUCCUUCUUAGGUGUUUUGGCUAAUGAGGCACCCAAAUAUGCCCCUUACAAUGGGAGAGAGGCCUGGGCAAGGCGUUUCCCUCAAAUUAAACCAAGCACACCUUGGAAGAACACAUUCAUUAUUCUAUAUCUCACUUUCGAGGACCAACGUUGCCAUGAAUUUAGCCAAUGCUGCUGAUAUGGCAUUGAAACAUAAAUAAAUAUAUAUGUCUCACUUUGGAGGACGAUCGCAGCUUGCUGAUUUUCACUGCCACACUGCACCAUUGCCCCAGGUCCUCUGGUGUCUAGUGGGAGAGAGGUCUUGAGAUGGCAAGGGGUCCUUUUUAAAGAAACACCUGGAUUGUGGAAUAAGAGGUUGCAAGCUACGCAGCCCACUGCCACCAAUGGAUGCCAAGUUGCGAGAGGAUCUGUUCCGCAGGUAUGUGGCAUCUCUGGAGAAUCGGCUUGAGGAGGGAGCCACUGAAGGAGGAGGAGAUAGACAAGGAGCUAAGACUGAGGAGGCGCUGAUUUCUACUGCAACAGCAUUGCUAGGCUCAUACCAGGCCGAUCCAGGGCAGCGAUUUCGCAUGCUUCGCUUCUAUGAUGUUGUUGAGAACUCCCUGAGGACUCAGAGAGGCACAAGCUUGCGGACACUGGGAACAGCCUUUGCAACGCUGGAAACCAUCUGCACCAAUUUGCUGCUUUUUCCUUGGAAGAAGGAGUACCGUUGCAUAAAGACCUUCACAGGGCCAUAUGUGUACCAGUUGCAGUCUGUGUUAUGCGACGCUGACCUGCGAUCUCUACUGCGUUCCAUGGGUUAUUCAAGAGAGCAGGAAUUGCAGUACAAUGUUAGGGACCAUCCAGGUGGAGCGUCCCACCUUCGGCAGCUUGCUUUUGAACUGCUUCUGGCCCAGGCGGAGUGCCGUCUGCUGGGUGAGGUGGUUUCCAUGUCUCGUGGCUUUGCCUCAGAGCUGGAGGCUGUGGAACUGAGAAGAAACACAAGGGAAGAUGCAGCGGGGUGUGCCGAUGCCCUUCGCAGACGAGACAGCCUCAGUGGAGACUUGUCCCGCUUGUCUGUGCGGCCUUUAGAUAUUGACCGUGCACACCUAAGGCGAAGCGGUCGCCCGUCUAAGUCAGUGGAUGUAACAGACAGCGCAGGACACUGGCACCAGGCCAGCAAGCCUGUGCUGAAGGCCUCGCUCAGCCUGCGCAAGGAGCCAUUGUUUGUUGACACAGAAGAAGACAUGAAGGAUGAAAUCAUCCGACCUAGCCCCUCACUCUAUCCAGUGGCAGCGCCGCCUUCUUACAGUCCAGUGGCUGACUUCUUCCCAAUUCAAUCGCCCCCGUCUGAGCCAUACUCCUACCACUUGUCCUCCCUGGAUGAAGUGGACCUGUACACCGAGCGGGGGUUGGGUGGCCACCAGACACCCUCUAGGCCACCAAGCCGGGAGCCUCGAGACAGCUGGGUUUUGAAAGGACACAUGAUGAAGUGCCAGGGCUGCGGUAUAGGCUGCCCUUCGCUCUCUUCUUGCCAGAGGUGCGACAUGAUCUUGUGCUCCUCUUGCCAUGCGGUGGACCCAGCGCCUUGUUGCGGCUUCCAGGAUUACACUAAAACCUCCCGCCCUCUGGACGGCUACAUGCCCAUCAAGGAGAAAUUGUCUGUCUACUCCAGCGCCCACUCGCACACUCACCCUCAUCCCCACCCACUUCCCCACGCUCAGUCCCAUUCGCUGUUGCUGGACAAAGCUGUGAUGAGCUCCAAGCUGUUUCCCAGUAAACCUGUAGGUUCGGGCCCCAGUCCGGUGGGCAGCUUGGUCAGCAGUGGCAGCAGCAGCAGUGGGGGUGAGCGGCUGAGUGUGGGCGGCUCCCGCUGUGGGUUUUGCAACAAGCCAGGUGCCUCUCACACCUGUGUUAACUGCUCCAAGGUUUCAUGUGACACCUGCAUGAGCCUCUACGCCAGUGAUUUGUGCACUCGCAAAAAUCCCCAUCAUAACUUUGUGCCCAAUCAUCAACUCAAUUUCAAAUCCAGCACCAUAUCUCACCUCGUAUAUCGAUAGACCAGAAACACAGUUAUGCACUACACCUCUAUUGCUUCUUUUAUCUCUGCUUUUUUCCCACCCUUAAUUUCUGUUUUAUUUAAGUUGUCCUGCUUCCUUUCUCCUUUGGCAAUUGUUUGGUUUUGGUCAUGUGAUCUUGCAGUGCAUUUCCUGUCCCUCAGUUGACUGUUCAUAACUGUUUGACUAGAGAGGUCAAUCUCAGUAUCAGUGUUUGUUAACUUGGAUUAAAAAAAAAAACAUGCAGCGAGUAGCAGAGACUUCACCCUGGAAUUGAAACGAGAAAGUUGGAACUUCUCAAACCUGAACAAAAGAAAAAAAGAUUUAUGAUAAUGAUAAUAACAUUACACUGGACAUAAAUAGUAUAUAUUUUGAAUUGUGAAGCUAUAGAUCUAUGUAAGACUAUUGGUCUCAUAGUGGGGGGAGGGGUUUCCCAGUUAAAUGGGGUUACAGUAGUGAAUUUGUAUCAGAACUUUAAGUUGCUGUUAUGUCACUAUAUUGAGUCCUCUGACAAGAAAUGCCUUGUGGGUUUUACCCCUAAGAAGUCAGCCUAUGCUGUUCAAAAUGCUGCUGUUGAAAGUAAAUCCAGGAGGGGGCGCUCUUGACUCAUGAAACUCCCCUUGGCAAGGUUCAUGCACACACUGUAUGACAGGCGUGCUCAACUCCGUUCCUGGAAAUCCACCUUCCUGCAGUUAGCUCCAACCCUGAUCAAACACAAUUAAACCAACUAAGUAUUUGAGAGAGCACUUGGUAAAUAAACCAUGUGCGUUUGAUCAAGGUUGCAGCUGAACUCUGCAGCAAGGCAGAUCUCCAGGAACAGGGUUGGUCACCCCUGCUGUAUGAUUAUGUCAGUAUGUUUUUUUUAAUCUGUCCAGUUUUUCUUUACAUCAUUGUAACCUGUUAUGAUUUGAAUUUGAGACUAAUUUAAUAUUUUGUGUACUGUCAUUGAAAGUUAUUUUUGUUAUUUCAUUGUACAAUAAAUUUAUGGUGUGUACACAUACCAUGACAAACUAAAGUUUUA
Messenger RNA from Danio aesculapii, 3338 nucleotides. RefSeq names its product spermatogenesis associated 2 (gene spata2). The record is from RefSeq and is a predicted model, not a curated record. The coding region runs from base 668 to 2320 and encodes 550 amino acids. Gene Ontology annotation, biological process: protein K63-linked deubiquitination; regulation of tumor necrosis factor-mediated signaling pathway; regulation of necroptotic process. Gene Ontology annotation, cellular component: cytoplasm. Lineage: Eukaryota; Metazoa; Chordata; Actinopteri; Cypriniformes; Danionidae. The transcript has 3 exons.